This is a messenger RNA of Trifolium pratense (red clover), 2302 nucleotides long. Its product is annotated as transcription factor MYB54-like. The record is from RefSeq and is a predicted model, not a curated record. Gene Ontology annotation, molecular function: RNA polymerase II cis-regulatory region sequence-specific DNA binding; DNA-binding transcription factor activity, RNA polymerase II-specific. The transcript has 3 exons. Gene Ontology annotation, cellular component: nucleus. NCBI's taxonomy places the organism in Eukaryota, Viridiplantae, Streptophyta, Magnoliopsida, Fabales, Fabaceae. The coding region runs from base 702 to 1805 and encodes 367 amino acids. Gene Ontology annotation, biological process: regulation of DNA-templated transcription.
AUACAUAUAUAGAAAUUCCAAUUCUAUAUGGUUACACUAUAAUUAAUCCUAGCCAUUACAACUCAAAUUAUUAUAUAAUAUACAACUGUUAAUUUAGAUCGGACGGUCGAAAUCAAUAAUCCAAUUUCUCUCUUGAUCUCAUUUCAUCUCUUUCUUUUCUUUCAAGUGAAAAACAUAGUGAACAGAACACACUCGUGUGGGCUUGCAUCUUUUCUUACCUUUUUGUCAUCUCUCUCUGUCCUAAGUUUGAAAAACCUCAUUCAAUUUCCUAUUCUAUUUCUUUUCUUAUUAUCUCUCCUUUAAAACGUUGCUGUUUUCUUUUCUUUUCAUUCUUAUAACAACAACUCAAACCCCACCUUGUGAAAGUUUUAACUCUCUGCUACCUCUUCAUCCACUUUUUAUUCCCAAUCUCUCUCUCUCUCUCUCUCUCUCUCUCUCUCUACUGUAAUUCAGUUUCACUCACGGGUGAAUCACAGAGAUGGAAUAAUACAACAAUGUUAUUAACUCUUUCAUUUUCACAUGUUUCAUCUUUCAUGCAAGAAUAGAGUAACAAAAACAAACUAUUUUUGUUUCAUUUUUCAUGUCAGGUUUUCCUCUUCAAGCAUUUUGUUAUUUCCUAGGUGAAAUAUAGAACUUAGAACAACCACUUUUUCAUCUCAAACUUCAUCUCUUUUCACAGUUUUGUUUUUACUUGAAUCUCCAUGAUGAGUUCACAAAACUUCAACAAUGGUCAUAUCACUGAUAUGGCUCUUUUCCCUUUAGCUCCUAUUCCUCAUUCUUCUCAUUCUUUGACAAAUCCUGAAAUGGGUCUUCAGAUUUUGAGACCCUCUUUGUUUCAGUCCAAAGAGAUGAAGGAAACAAAGGAAGAAGAUGUUUACUUUGGGAUUCAUAGCAAAAACUUGUCUUUGAAACUUGGUGAUGAAGAAGUAGAAGAAAAAAGCUCUGUUUCUGUGAAGAUUGGUUACUCCAAACUUUGUUCUAGAGGUCAUUGGAGACCAGCUGAAGAUGCAAAACUUAAGGAACUUGUUGCUGAAUAUGGUCCUCAAAAUUGGAACUUGAUUGCAGAACAUCUUGAUGGAAGAUCAGGAAAAAGUUGCAGAUUAAGGUGGUUUAAUCAACUAGACCCAAGAAUCAACAAAGGAACUUUUUCUGAGGAAGAAGAGGAAAGACUUUUAGCUGCUCAUAAAAUGUAUGGUAACAAAUGGGCUAUGAUUGCAAGACUUUUUCCAGGAAGAACAGAUAAUGCAGUGAAGAAUCAUUGGCAUGUGAUUAUGGCUAGGAGGCAUAGGGAACAGUGUAGUGUGUAUAGAAGGAGAAAACCAGUUUUUGAAAGCAUUUCAAAGGGUUUGAAAUUGAGUCUUUCAAACAAUGCGGCAAGUGAUUCAACUAUCUCAAGCACCAUUGAUGGAAAUGCAUCAGCUAGAACUAAUCUCUCACUCACUCCGUCUUCGGCUAAUCUAAGUCCUCAACUGUUUCAUAAACUUGUGACUCCAGUUCCUAAUCACCAAGGCCAUGGAUCCCUAAUUAUGGGUAAGUCUAGAGAAAAUGUGGUUGCAACUAGGGAUGCAAGUUUUGACAAAUAUUUUGGAGCUAGUAAGAAGCAAGAGCAAGUGGAAAAGCUAAAGGUAAUAGAUGUGGUCCAGUCCAAUUUUUCAGAUUCAAACUCAGAAGUAUCAGCAUCUGAGUCAGUUACAACCAAUAGGUCCAAUAUCUCAAUUUCUGGUGAAAGUGAAAAUAUUGGUGUUAAGAAUUUUAACAUGUUACCAUUCAUUGAUUUUCUUGGAGUAGGAGCUUUACACAGCUAAAUGUUUGAUACAUGAAGAAUGGUUAGGAAAGUAAGGUUAGUCAGAUGCAAUGGAACCAUUUGUGUUGGAUGAAAAUGAGUCUGCUGUAGUGUAUUCCUUUGUACACAGUUUGUUCCAUAAAUGGCAAAAAGUAAAAAGUGAAAAAAAAAUUUUAAUUGAAGGAAAGCAAAGAAGAUAGUGCGUCAUUAAGUUUAUGUUUGGUAUCACGAUAAAUAAGUUAGAAUUACGAUGAUCAACUGUAAUUUUACAAAGUGUAACUUUUAAAAAAUUACGGUGAGUCACUGUGAUUCUGAUAUACCAACCAUGACACCAGACAUAAGCUAAGUCAUUUAUGAAGCGAUAAGUUAGGAGAGUAGUUAUGAGUUAGGACUAUAAUAAUUUUCUAAACUCCUGGUUUUGGACUGUUUCUGAAGUAGUAGUAGCAGAAUAGUAGGGAACUUGUUUGUUAUGACUGUGGUAGUUUUGGCAUUUUGUUAAUCAGAAGCCAAAUUUUAUGA